Tupaia belangeri chinensis (Chinese tree shrew) is the source of this 1819-nucleotide messenger RNA. It is a transcript of the gene IFRD1, whose product is annotated as interferon related developmental regulator 1. Gene Ontology annotation, cellular component: nucleus. The record is from RefSeq and is a predicted model, not a curated record. Lineage: Eukaryota; Metazoa; Chordata; Mammalia; Scandentia; Tupaiidae.
GGCGUCGUGGCCUCAACCGCCCCGCCUUAGCUCCCGCGCUAGAGAGAAACAUGUAUCGUUUCCGAUCACAGCUCUUCACGGGGAUUUCUGCUGCCGCAACCGCCCACUCUUACCCCCGCCGCUUCUCGCCUCUGUUGUUAGCCGAAGACUCGUCUCUCAGCCGCCCGCCGCACAGACGCACGAGUAAAAAGUGCAGCUCCAUCGGCUGAUCCUAGCUAAACUCGGAGUUUAGGCGGCACCGGGCGUCCCACGAUGCCGAAGAAUAAGAAGCGGAACACGCCCCACCGCGGCGGCGGUGGCAGCAGCGGCGGCGGCUCAGGGGCAGCUGCAGCGGCGUGGCCAACAUCGAAAUGUCCAGCCUUUUAGUGAUGAGGAUGCAUCGAUUGAAACAAUGAGCCAUUGCAGUGGUUACAGCGAUCCUUCCAGUUUUGCCGAAGACGGACCAGAAGUCCUCGAUGAGGAAGGAACACAAGAAGACUUAGAGUACAAGUUGAAGGGAUUAAUUGACCUUACCCUGGAUAAGAGUGCGAAGACAAGGCAAGCAGCUCUUGAAGGUAUUAAAAAUGUGCUGGCUUCAAAAAUGCUUUAUGAAUUUAUUCUGGAAAGAAGAAUGACUUUAACUGACAGCAUUGAACGCUGCCUGAAAAAAGGGAAGAGUGAUGAGCAGCGAGCAGCAGCAGCUUUAGCGUCUGUGCUUUGUAUUCAGCUGGGCCCUGGAAUCGAAAGUGAAGAGAUUUUAAAAACUCUUGGACCCAUCCUAAAGAAGAUAAUCUGUGAUGGGACAGCCAGUAUCCAGGCUAGGCAAACUUGUUCAACAUGUUUCGGUGUUUGCUGUUUUAUUGCCACAGAUGACAUUACUGAGCUCUACUCAACUCUGGAAUGUCUGGAAAAUAUCUUCAGCAAGUCCUAUCUCAAAGACAAAGACACUAAUGUUGUUUGCAGCACCCCUAACACAGCACUUCACAUCAGCUCGCUUCUGGCGUGGACCUUGUUACUCACCAUAUGCCCAAUCAAUGAAGUGAAGAAAAAGCUUGAGAUGCAUUUCCAUAAACUUCCAAGCCUGCUCUCUUGUGAUGAUGUAAAUAUGAGAAUAGCUGCUGGCGAGUCUUUGGCACUUCUGUUUGAAUUGGCCAGAGGAAUGGAGAGUGACUUCUUUUAUGAAGAUAUGGAGUCUUUGACUCAGAUGCUUCGGGCUCUGGCUACAGAUGGAAAUAAGCACCGGGCCAAAGUGGACAAGAGAAAGCAGCGGUCGGUGUUCCGAGAUGUCCUGAGGGCAGUAGAGGAACGGGAUUUUCCAACAGAAACUGUUAAAUUUGGUCCUGAACGCAUGUAUAUUGAUUGCUGGGUCAAAAAACACACCUAUGACACCUUUAAGGAGGUCCUAGGAUCAGGCAUGCAGUACCACCUGCAGUCAAAUGAAUUCCUUCGCAAUGUAUUUGAACUCGGGCCUCCAGUGAUGCUUGAUGCUGCAACACUCAAAACAAUGAAGAUUUCUCGUUUUGAAAGGCAUUUGUAUAACUCUGCAGCCUUCAAAGCGCGAACAAAAGCACGAAGCAAAUGUCGAGAUAAGAGAGCAGAUGUUGGAGAAUUCUUCUGAUUUUCAUCACUUGAAGACUAUUUUCUAACUGGUUUUUUUUUUUUUUUUUUGCAAUUUCUAAUGUAUUUAAACUAGAGACAGUUUUUAAUCUUGAGUCAAUUUAGAUAACUUUUGUAGUAAGGGUUAUAUUAUAAUUUAAUGUACAGUAUUGCAAAUGGUGAGUUCUGAUUAUUGAAUAUUCUUUGUAAAUACAAUCAAUAAACAUAAAUAAAGUGCUUCUAA